UAAUUGUAACUGGUUUGAUACGGGUAUUGUUUUGUGCCUGCGUUUUCACAAGCCACUUUAAAUAAUUAUUUUUUUUUCAGAAGCUAUAGCAAAUUAGUUUUACUUUUAAAGGCUUGCCAGUGUGGUUUGACAGCAUUUUGAAGAUCAUACACAUGUACAAGAGGGAUCUGUAUUUCGUGGGAGGGAAUUAUGCGUUGAAGGGUUUGACAGCGUGCAAGUGAGAGACAUUAAGGUGGCCAGCGAGGCGCAGGGCCUGAAGACUAGCGUGGCCGGUGUGUGGUUGACAGUGUUCGUGGAGAAUGUGCCCAUCACACCACUUCAGUAAAUGUAAAGUGUGUUGAUGAGGCCAAGAAGAGGGGAAGAGAGAGAGAGAGUAGGCGCUGUGUGGUAACUAGGAAUGGCCGAGCCUGGAGUGUGGGAGGAACCUGGCCUGACACAGACGAGUCUCAAACCGCAGUCUUGAUACUAAUUUGUGUAGUGUUGCGCCCCUCCUCCACCUAGUGACCUCGGGGAUGGAUAUCUUCGCCGGAGACAUAGAGAUUGACCUGCCGUCUGAUGACGAUGAUCCGCAUGUCCGAGUGGUGGGCUUGCCAGAGGCAGUCAGACUUGCUGGUGCAAUGGUAAGGCAAGAAUUAGAACCACACAAUAAGGUGACAAUGAAGCUUGACGUGUCUUGGACACACCAUUCCCACAUCAUUGGCAAAGGAGGAAACACAAUUCAGCCAGUUGUUAAGCGAACAGGUGUGAGUAUCCACUUCCCUGAUGGUAACAAGAACAGUGAAGUGCGGAAAAGUAAUCAGGUGUCGAUCAACAGUCGUGGGGAGGAGCUAGCUGGGCUGGAAGAGGCACGGGGAGCCAUCCGGGAGCUAACGCCUCUUAUCUUUACCUUCUCUCUCUCAGCAAGUGCACAGUUCAUCAGCAUAUCUGACCCUAAUAUGCUGAUAAUUCACGUCGAGAACACUUAUAAUGUGCAAGUUGACUUGAAGUUAACCGAUGACAUCUCGCCCCUCAUCGUUGGAUCAGUACGGGGAAGUGAAUGGGAUGCUGUGCGUGUGAAGGAGGCAACACUGUACAUCUUGCAAGCAUAUUGUGACACACUUGCACAGCAUCAAAUGCCUGUGCAGAUGACAGUGGAGAUCUCUCCACAACACCACUCCUUCGUUCUUGGACGUAACAAUGAGACACUGAAGCGCAUCAUGCAGCGCACUGCAACAAAGAUAACAUUUCCUGACAGUAAUGACCUUUCCCUUCCCCCUUUGAAGAAGUCGACAGUCACCAUUUCAGGAGCCAUUGAUAAUGUUUACCUUGCCCGACAAAAUAUUGUAGGAGCUUUACCUUUGGUUCUUAUGUUUGACUUGAUGCCUGACCAAACGGUAGACUCUGCUGAAGUGUCGCAGAUAAUGCAGACCCUCGACGUUAACAUAAUCAUAAAGAAUAAGAGACUGGAUGGUCGGCGGCCUGUUAUUAUAAAAGGAGCAGAAAGAAAUGCUGGUAACAUUUAUGAGGCGUGGCGGAUCUUGGCUCGGGCAGACAAAGCCCCACCUAAAGUCCAAAUACCUCCAACAUACCACAUUCCAGAUGCAGCACCUCUCUACGGCCUCACUACAGAUCUGAACCUGGGUCAGUGGUUGGGUGGUGGGAGUGGGGGCUCAUCUCCGCUCCCAUCCCCCACAGGCACCCCCAGCCCUCAGGUCCACGCUAGUGCACCGUGGAGCAGCCUUAGCCCCUCUAGUAGUCAGCUUCCCUCACACUUUUCACGUACCCAGUACAGCACCAUGUUGUUUGAACCUUCUUCUUCGUACUACUCGGCAAACUUACUUCUUCGCUCAAGCUCUUUCAACUGCAACAACAAUAAUAGCAACGUGCCAAAUAACAACUGUAUAACAUCCAAACAGACUGGAGGACUUGGCAUGAGUUCAGGAGUGAACCUCAACUCGCUUGUCAGUGGGUUAAGUGGCAUGGCGCUCUCCAAUGGUGUUGAGGAUGCUUCAUGUGGAACAAGCAGUAACAGUGGGAGUUCUCUAUCAUCCCCAGCACCGUCUCCGCGUGACGCAUCUCCAGACCAGAUCAUUAAUGGCCAUAUGUCUUCCACGUCACACCAGAGUCAGUAUGCCGAUGCAGAAUCGGCUACCACUAAUGGAAUGAAUGCAAUAUCUGCAUUGCUGACAGAUAUUGAUAGACGAGCUCCUGGGUGUGAGAAGAAGCGUAUUGAGAUGGCUGCUCAAAAAAUGACCUCGCUCUCAGACUACAGUUCAAAGAAAGUCCAGGCAGCUAAAGCCAUGAAAGAGCAAGUAGACUCGAGUCCUCGUACUCCAACGUCAAGUUGGUCAGGCUAUGGAUUCAGUAAAAGUAUGCCAGGCUUCAUGAUUCGACAGAAGAUGCAGGAAAAUAGACUCUUGAAGACUAAUCAGGGAGGGCUGGAGGGUUGGGAGGAGUGGCAGCAGCAGGAGGCUGGAGCCGGGGACUUUUCGUCCAGCCAAGCAAUGUCUAGUCUACAUUAUCCAUCUCGUAUGACGCAGCUUGGCCAAACUUCACUUGGCACUAGUGAUAACUUGAUGGUGCAACGACAGCCUUUUAGCCUUUCGUCCAGUAAUUAUAUGGAUUGCGUGCUACCUCGACCCAGAGAGAGUGCCUGUCACACCAGUCAGCAGUCGGAUAUCACAUCCGUACUGACGGAUCUAAAAUUAGAGCAGUAUAUUGAUGUAUUUGUGGCCCAAGAAGUUGAUAUAAAUAUGUUCGUGUCACUCAAUGACACAGACCUGAAAGAGCUUGGCAUACAGAUAUUUGGACACCGCAGGAAGAUACUCAUGGCUAUAAGAGAUCUGUCUACUAAAAAGCCCUUCUUCUUUGGGGGAGUUGGGGCCGUAAAGAGUGGAGUAGACCGUACUUCUGCCAUACGAGAGACUACGUCAACGUGGGAAUAAUGUAAGGGAGACGGGGAAUGACGUGAGGAAGGAUUACAUAGAGUAGCUGUUUGACUACUGAAAUAAUGCUGUGUGUAAUGAGUUGACGGACUGCGAGUGUGGUGUGCUAUGACUGAUAUCGUGUACUUGAUUAAAUUUCAUAUAAAGUUAAUGUUGACCAAUUAAUGUUAUAUAACUGGAGGAGUAGUUCUUAUUGUCCCUGAUUAUUUGGUUCUCUUUGUUAAAAAAAUAUGAAUUGCUAACCCUUUUGUAGUUAGGGGUGUGUUUAUUUUUUAAUAGCAACUAGUAAAAACUAGCAGUUUUAAAAGUAAAUUACACCUAAAGUUCUGCCUUUUGCAGUUUCUAAUAGUUAUUUAAAACAAAACAAAUCCCCUGACACUUAACAGCAAAUUUUGACAUCUUUUGAUUCUUUCCAUUCAGGGAAUUUUUCAAGCAAUGGGAUUUUUUUUUUUUUAAUACGGCCAAAAUAUUAGCAUAUUAACAUUUGUAAAUUAGUGCUUAAGAAUUCCAUGUUUAUCAAUUAUGGCACUAGUUGCAACAUUUGUUUGAUAUUUGGUUGGUAAUGUACGAAAGCCAUUCACCAUUGAUUUUUGUCUUCUGUGAGCACUAGAUGCCUCCGACAACCCAGAAUCAUGGACUAGUGGUCAGCUUGUAUGUUAAAGUAAACUGUAUAGAUUUAAUUUAUCUUCUUUCAUCUGGGGAGAAAAGAAAGCUAAAAUAUGUUUUGUAAUGCAUUUUUUUUAUUUUUUUUUAUUUUUUUGCUGACACUAAUGCUGUGCAUCUGUUAAGCUUCUUGUAUUUGUCUUGACAUACUAUAAGUCACUUGAUUUUUGCUGAAACUAUGACUGUAUUUCAGCCAUGUAACUUAAGACCAGAAUUAGCUAUGACUGCUUGACGUGCAGCUGCUGCACAUGAUGUACGCAAGUACUCUGUUUCAGAGUGGAAGUACAAAUGUUACACAGGUUUUUCAGAGUUACGCUAUUGGUUACUCAGACUUAAUGGCAUCAGCAUGCUGGACUGAAAUUACCCAAUAGGUAAAAUGGCGCUCUCAAAUUGAAGUGUUGUGUCUUGACCAAAUGAUGACUUAUUACUGGCCAAUAGUGCCCACUGUGCAUCAUGUUUCCUUGUGCAAGGUGCUGUAGUUACUAUUGCAUUUUAUGUGUUCUAUUUUUAUAUAUUGAAAGUAUGUUGUUUGUAUGAUACCAGUUUCUGACCAGGUUGGUUAUUAUGUAAAUUUGCAUGAGUCCUUUGGAUUAAAAUGAGGUUAAAGCAGAAUAUUACAUUUUCAGUUUAGUGGACACUAAAAUGGCAAGAGAUAUCUGGAGAAAGCAGAAGUGUGCAUGCAUCCUUGCAUCCUUCUGUAGCUUUCAACACAAUGCCAUGUGUCUGUUUCGUUCAUUUGUUCUCUGCUUACACCAAUAGAUUUUGACUGACCGAGCUCUAGUUCUGCCAUGGAUCGUGUGGCCCCAUGAUAGAUUUGUUUUACAAUUUUAAGGUCAUUCCAUAAAUGUACAGAAAGUGCCUUGAUGCAGUGUUCAUGUGGAAUGUAAUUGUGAUAUUAACUAUAGGUAAUGUUUUACAAUUCAGGGUGAUACCCCCAAGGUUAGUUCAUUAUUUUUAUACCAUCAUAGUGCUGUAAAAUGGAAAAUGCAGCAAUUUGAAAAAAAAGUGUAUGCAUGUAUUUUUUUCUAAUCUUGUUAUCUUUCGAAAAGUGGUCAUUCCUGUUUGAUUUUAAAUUUUUUUUCUUUUUUUUUUUUUUUAGCAUUCCAAGUUUUAGUUGUGUCCGGGUUUUACAGGUGAUCUCGCUUUUCCCUUGAAAAAUUUAGUUGUGUUUCUAAUAUAAAAAUAUCCAAAACUAAGUAUCUAGUAUGCUCUUAUUUUAAUAAAGAUUUUUGAAAUUUAGGAUUUCUAAAGAAAUCAGAAUUUUCAAUUUAUUUACCGAUUUUGUUUAGUUUGAAUAAAGAUUAUCUAAAUUUA
Messenger RNA from Procambarus clarkii (red swamp crayfish), 4901 nucleotides. Its product is annotated as protein bicaudal C. Gene Ontology annotation, molecular function: protein binding; RNA binding. Gene Ontology annotation, cellular component: cytoplasm. NCBI's taxonomy places the organism in Eukaryota, Metazoa, Arthropoda, Malacostraca, Decapoda, Cambaridae. The record is from RefSeq and is a predicted model, not a curated record.